Molecule: messenger RNA, 1008 nt
Organism: Mycosarcoma maydis (corn smut)
Lineage: Eukaryota; Fungi; Basidiomycota; Ustilaginomycetes; Ustilaginales
Product: protein-transporting protein BCP1
Exons: 1
Coding region: 1-1008 (335 amino acids)
Cellular component (GO): nucleus
Source: RefSeq, a predicted model, not a curated record
AUGCCGACCGACACCAAGCGAAAGGCUCACGACCAAGAGCCAACGGCCGAUUCAUCUGACUACGAUAGCGACGGCUCUGAAGAGCCCGACUUUAUCAAUGUCGACUUUGACUUUCGCGCUCCCGAAGAAAUCGACUUCCAAGCACUCAAACGUCUAUUGCAGCAGCUCUUCUAUACACACAACACAAAGCUCGAUCUCUCGUCACUAGCUGACCACGUCGUCAAGACCUCAACAACACAAGGCGUGGGCACCACCAUCAAAAUCGUCGAUGACGAAGACCAAGAUCCCUACGCAUUCGUCUCGGCAAUCACGCUGUCCAGCGAGAAGAAAGAAGGGUCAGAAGCGGCAAACAGUCUUUCCAAAUACCUCUUGGAAGUAACCUCGAAGCCUUCCAGCAAAUCAGUACACGAUGUAAUCAAGAGUGCCGCGUCCAGCACCUCUACAAAUGCACCGGUCAUUGCGGUGCUUCACGAACGCAUGGUCAACAUGCCUCCUCAAGUCGCUCCGCCUUUAUACAAGAUGCUCCUCGAAGAGGUGCAAGCUUCGCUUGUCUCUACAUCAGCGACUCGACCUUCUCACUAUCUCUUCUUCUCGCGCGUCUUCUCUGCCGAUGCUUUUUCGGACGACGAAGCGAUGGACGAGGAUGAUGAUGAUGAUGAUGAUGAGCCGUCCGGUUUGGCAGGCGCACGGAAAAGGAAGGCCAAGCUCGCACGUCGCGAAGCAAAGAAAGCCGGUGCCAAGAAGGACGCUCCUAAAUCACGCACUAUCUCGGACGGCAUGGCUUUGGCCGGCUCGUCGGACGAGGAGCUCGGCCUGUUUCACCCAGAAGAUAUUGCCAUCUCCAAGUUCGCAUCCAACUCGCUUACAUACCGCUUCCCACCGCCUCCAGAUGCUUCAGAUAGCUUCGAGGCUCCCCUCUUUGGUCGAAUUGCGCUUGUACCUGCCGAUAAGAUGGAUGCUCUUCUGCAACAGAUUGAGACUGACCUCUCCAUGCCUGCACCUCAGUAG